GGUUGCGGUAUUGCAGCCAAAGUUCGUUUGUCAGUCGCCAUCUACUCUCUAAGGAAGAAGCGUCAGUGUUUUGGUCCUGGCUUUACUCCGGAGCCGUCUCUAUGUUCCUGUUUGCCGUUCUCGCUCUGCUCUUACCAGUGUUGUUUAUUUACCGGUUCUAUGUUGUCGUGAAAACGGGACUGCGGCACCAGCCUGGACGAAAAGGCUCCGUCUCUGUUUUGGUUGUCGCAGGAUCAGGCGGUCACACCACAGAGAUUUUGCGGCUGGUGGAAAGUUUGCCCGCAGCGUACGCACCGCGACACUACGUCAUUGCUGACACAGAUAAGAUGAGUGAGGAGAAAAUCUGCACCUUUGAAAGCUGGAAGCUCCAACCAGACUCUCAACCACAGUACACAAUCUGUCGGAUACCACGCAGCAGAGAGGUGCAUCAGUCCUGGAGCUCUUCUGUUGUCAGCACCUUGAACGCGUUGCGGUUUUCCCUCCCCUUGGUGUUCAGACUGAGACCUGACAUGGUGUUGUGUAACGGCCCGGGAACUUGCGUUCCGCUGUGUGCGGCAGCUCUCCUCCUCGGCAUCAUGGGAAUGAAGAAAGUGCUGAUUGUGUACGUUGAAAGCAUUUGCAGAGUGCACUCGCUAUCGCUGACAGGAAAGAUCCUGUAUCUGCUGUCAGACUACUUCUUUGUGCAGUGGUCCUCUCUGAGGGACAAAUAUCCCAAGUCAGUUUUUCUGGGGAGAAUAGUAUAAACAAAAUGAGUGCACAUAUAUAAAUAAUUUGUUUAAAAAAUGUGUUUUUGUUACAUUUUUGAACAGCCCUGCCUUCUAUCUGUGUUACUCCUUUGUUGUUAUUUUUGUAUUUUUUGAAGGUUCAAAGUAAUAAAUCGGCGCAAAUAAAAGAUACUUGACUACACAGA
Oryzias latipes (Japanese medaka) is the source of this 910-nucleotide messenger RNA. RefSeq names its product ALG14 UDP-N-acetylglucosaminyltransferase subunit (gene alg14). Gene Ontology annotation, cellular component: UDP-N-acetylglucosamine transferase complex. Gene Ontology annotation, molecular function: N-acetylglucosaminyldiphosphodolichol N-acetylglucosaminyltransferase activity. Lineage: Eukaryota; Metazoa; Chordata; Actinopteri; Beloniformes; Adrianichthyidae. Gene Ontology annotation, biological process: dolichol-linked oligosaccharide biosynthetic process. The record is from RefSeq and is a predicted model, not a curated record.